GUAAUCAUUACAUUAACAUAUUUUUAACUACAUAUUUCUGGUCGGCGAUUGGUCGGAAUCUACAUUUCUUCGCCGCCGUAACUUGCCGGAAUCUGGCCCACAAAUUCACUAUUUUCUUAUAUCAGCCCUAAGCUUACGCUUUUUAUUUUAUCUUUUCUCUGUAUAACUUAGCUUCCUCUUCUUUUCUUUUCUGUAGUAUUUUACACUACAGAUGUUCAUCACUGAAUUUUUUUUUUUUUUUAAUUUGUUUGAGAUCUGAAGCAAACUUGAUGAUCUGUGAAGCUUUUUGCGAUCUGGGUCUUCUUCAUUUCUUGCUCUGAUUCGAAUCUCAACAUGUAGAGCUGGUUUUUUGAGAGCUGGACUUUUUUUUAGGAUUAUGCUAUAGAUUUCAUUGAACAAUUGGGUUUGAAGUUUGAAUUCUGAGAUGGAAUCAAACAAAGAAGAAGCUCUUAGAGCUAAAGAGAAUGCUGAGAAGCUAUUUGCGGGAAAAGACUUUGCAGGGGCAAAGAGUUAUGCUUUAAAGGCUCAAAAGCUGUGCCCCAAACUAGAGGGUAUAUCUCAAAUGGUAGCCACGUUUGAAAUUUAUGCUGCUUCUGAGGUCAAAAUUAAUGGAGAAAUCGAUUUCUAUUCUAUUCUGGGAUUGCAGCAAUCUGCAGACAAGGCUAAGUUGAAGAAACACUACAGAAAGAUGGCUGUGUUGCUCCACCCUGAUAAGAACAAAACUGUAGGAGCUGAUGGGGCAUUCAAGCUUGUCUCUGAAGCAUGGACUAUGUUGUCAGAUACCAACAAAAGAAGCUCCUAUGAUCUGAAGAGAAACAUGAAUUUGUCUGGGGUUUUUCAGACAAACUUAUCUUCAGUUCAGACUGCUGGGUUUACAGGUUUUGACAAUUGUUCCAAGUCUUCAGACUCUCAUAAUAGACUGGAUACUUUCUGGACUGUGUGCACCUCUUGUCAUGUUCAAUAUGAAUAUCUUCGGAAGUAUGUUAAUAAAAGACUUUCCUGUAAGAACUGCCGUGGUAUUUUCGUUGCAGUAGAAACAGGAGCAGCCCCAGCAAAUGGCUCUUACCCCUAUUGUGCCUGGUCAAAUGUACCUGAUAAUGGGCAUAGAAGUCAUGGAUUUGGGGUUACAUAUAUCCCAACUACUGCUGUGUGCCUUACAGGAAAUGGGGUCUCUGGACCUCAGUCUGGGCACGGAUCUGAGUAUGCUUCUAAUGCAUCAGUUCAUUGGAGCUCAUUUCCUGGGGCCUCCACUGGAGUUGUUGAUCUUAAUGGAAUAACUACAUCAGCUGAUGUUUUUCAUCUGGUCAAUGGGAAAGUCAAAAAAACAAAAGCCAACGGGAAACAUCAUAUGAAAAAUGUUGCAGUUGAUAUGGGUUCCAAUGGGUACACCGUCUGUCAUGAACUGCCGUUCUCCAAUGUCGACCAACCCAAUAAGAAAAGGAAGGUUGAUUUGGGAAGUACUUGUCGGAAUGGAAAUGAAGCAGCAGCUUCCAGAUCCGCUUCAGAAGUGAAGGUGGUCAAUGGAAAUGGAAAUAUCAAGCAUAAUAGUAAGCCCUCUGCUCCAUGUGAAAUUCCAGCCAGACGCUGCUCAGCUGCCCCUGCGUUCGAUGCUAGAAAAUUAUUAAUUGACAAGGCGAGGACAGAAAUUCGAAAGAAACUGGAAGAAAUGAAGUUAGCAGCUGCGGCUGCUGCUAAUGAAAUGGCAGAGAAUGACAAAAAAACCCAUAUUGAAGUUAGUAAAUCCAGUGAGGCACCUAAAAGAACAGGUUUGAGUGGUCCUAGUCAUCUAUCAGACCUAAAGAAACCUGGGUCUGUGUCAAUAGUAGUCCCUGACUCAGACUUCCAUGAUUUCGACAAGGAUAGAUCAGAAGAAUGCUUCAAGCCAAAGCAAAUAUGGGCUCUAUAUGAUGAGGAAGAUGGUAUGCCUCGCCUGUAUUGUCUGAUCCGCGAGAUCAUCUCAGUGAAGCCAUUUAGGAUUCAUAUCAGUCACUUGAACUCAAAAACUGAUAGUGAAUUUGGAUCUGUGAAUUGGGUGGAUUCAGGAUUUACCAAAGCUUGUGGAAAUUUCAGGGCAUACAACUCCGAAAUUGUUGACCAAAUCAACAUCUUCUCUCAUCUUUUAAGUCGGGAGAAAGCUGGCCGGGGUGGUGGUAUUAGAAUCUACCCCAAAAGUGGGGCCAUAUGGGCUGUGUAUCGGAAUUGGUCACCAGAUUGGAACAGAACAACACCGUGUGAAGUUAGGCACCAGUAUGAGAUGGUGGAAGUUCUUGAUGAUUACUCUGAAGAGCUUGGUGUCUGUAUCACUCCUUUAAUUAAAUUAGAUGGAUUCAAGACGGUGUAUCAGCGGAACACGAACAAGGAUGCUAUUCGAUGGAUUCCAAGGAGAGAGAUGCUACGAUUUUCACACCAGGUGCCAUCUUGUUUGCUUAAAGGAGACACCACUAACUUGCCCGAUGGUUGCUGGGAUCUAGACCCUGCUGCGACUCCGGAUGAUCUUCUUCAAGCUGUAACCGAGGCACGGGCCAAAGAAAAGCCUAGUCAUGCAGAAAACUCUACUGGAACUCCAGAUGAGCUUUGUCAGUCUGGAACCAAAGUGCAGGCUCAACAAAAGCCUAGUCAUACCGAAUAUUAGGCUGCAACUCCAAAAGGGCUUCUUCGGACUGUAUCUGAAGGAAAACCUAGUCAGUCGGAACACCCUCCAAAUGAGCUUCAUGAGGCCGAAACCAAGACACUUGUUGAAGAGAAGCUCAGUCAAACAUAAAAAGCAAUGCAAGUCCAGAUGAGUGUCUUCUGACUGUAACUGAAGUACAGGGUGAAGAAAUGCCUAGCCCUGUUGCAAAUUAAGUUUGGAAGGUCCUUUUUAUCGUUGUUCUGACAAUUAUGACAUUCAGAGUGUACAGAUUUAAACCCUUAGUGAAAGGACAAUUCUCAAAACAAAGAUAGUUGAGAGGAUCAUAAAAUGAUCCACGGCAUCAAUACUUGAUUGUUUUUGCUGGGUCUAUGUUUACUGAACAAUUUGUUACUGAAUUGUCAGAUCUAUGAACUGCUAUUUAAC
Ilex paraguariensis (yerba mate) is the source of this 3055-nucleotide messenger RNA. Lineage: Eukaryota; Viridiplantae; Streptophyta; Magnoliopsida; Aquifoliales; Aquifoliaceae. The record is from the annotation of a GenBank genome assembly.